AUGACGUCAACAUCCGACAUCGUGGAGCGUCUCUCCAAAUGGUCAAGCUGUGAUAUCUCGGAUGGCCUCUCCAAGCUUGGCCGUGCUGACGGAGGCUUCCUAGAGGGACUCGUGCUUUACUCGCCAGAGUACCAAGCUGGGAAGACCAAGAUUGUCGGACCCGUCUUUACUGUCAAGUUUGCUCCCAAGAGCGACUCAUCUGCGCCUAAGGUCAAGGGCAACUACAUCGACCAGAUCCCCAAGGAUUCUGUUGUCUUCAUCUCACAGCCGGCUCCGCAUGUGAACGCCUGUUAUGGCGGUCUCAUGUCGUUGAGAGCCCAGAUCCUCGGGGCCAAGGGGGUCGUAAUUGACGGACAUCUUCGCGACCUCCAAGAGCACAGAGAUCUUGGAUUUCCGCUGUUUGCGAGAGGCACUGGCACUACGGCCGGUGGUGCUGUAUGUUUCCCAUCUGAAAUCAACGUCGAUGUGAAGCUUCAGUCUGCCAAGCAAGAUGCCACAAUUAGCCCGGGAGGAUACAUCAUCGCCGAUCUUGAUGGCGUCGUGUUCUUGCCCGGCGAUCUGGCCGAGCAGGUCCUUGAGAAGACCCCUGGGCUCGCUGCUGCAGACGACAGGUGUGCUGAGGCUAUCCGUGGUGGCAUGUCUGUACAGGAGGCGUUCGCGGCCUUCAGGGGUAAAUAG
This is a messenger RNA of Colletotrichum chrysophilum, 678 nucleotides long. RefSeq lists its product as uncharacterized. The record is from RefSeq and is a predicted model, not a curated record. The coding region runs from base 1 to 678 and encodes 225 amino acids. Lineage: Eukaryota; Fungi; Ascomycota; Sordariomycetes; Glomerellales; Glomerellaceae. The transcript has 4 exons.